AUGUCGGAGCCGCUCCUCGACGUCUGGGAGGCUGCGUCUGCCUCGCCGUUUCGACCCACCGUCGGCAAAGGCUCCCAAUUUACACUCGGCUUCACGUUAUUGCUGAUUUCUUUCGUCCUUGCUGGCAUCUUUGGCCUGAAUCGGUCUUUCGCCAACCUCCCUCUGCUCGGCAUACCUGCGUCCCUAGCAUUUGGAUUUGGAGCUGUCUACAUGAUCUGCGCGGUCGGAGUUUACGUGUAG
This is a messenger RNA of Westerdykella ornata, 240 nucleotides long. RefSeq lists its product as uncharacterized. Lineage: Eukaryota; Fungi; Ascomycota; Dothideomycetes; Pleosporales; Sporormiaceae. The record is from RefSeq and is a predicted model, not a curated record. The transcript has 4 exons. Bases 1 to 240 code for a protein of 79 amino acids. Gene Ontology annotation, biological process: protein N-linked glycosylation.